CACAACGACGGAGGCCGACGAUCAGCGACGGGAUUUUCUUCGCUCCGCCCAUUUCCGGCACGACGCCUCUCUCUACGGAAGCGCGCAGUCUCGUGACCGGGGCUCCCGAAUGGCGAACAGCGAAGCCGCGGAUAGAUGAAGAGGGUUUUCGGAGAAAUAGUGCGAGCGAACCACCGAAGCACAAAAUGCUGUCUCGUCUGUUGAAGGAGCACCAAGCGAAGCAAAACGAGCGAAAAGAACUGCAGGAAAGACGCAGGCGGGAAGCUAUUGCUGCAGCUACCUGCCUCACUGAAGCCCUAGUAGACCACCUCAACGUUGGGGUUGCCCAGGCAUACGUAAAUCAACGCAAGCUGGACCAUGAGGUGAAGACCCUUCAAGUGCAGGCCAGCCAGUUUUCCAAGCAAACUGCUCAAUGGAUCAACAUGGUUGAGGGCUUCAAUCAGGCCCUAAAGGAAAUCGGGGAUGUGGAGAACUGGGCUCGCAGCAUCGAGAUGGACAUGAGGACCAUUGCCACGGCUUUGGAGUACGUACACAAGGGUCAGCUUCAGUCUGCCUCAUAAACAUUCUUGACGCAGCUAUCUGAAGGAACGCUAGCUUUGCAGCUGAAACUUAAUACACUGGAACUGAACCAGAGCGGUGGCAGAAAUCUGGUUCCAUGGAACCUAACCAGCAAAAACACAACAUCUUUUUGGCAAGCGUGACUUGAUGAGUUGUGGUCCACCCCUGUGAGUGAGCUUGGCCCAUGCUUUUGGCUGUUAUACCCCCCCCCUUUUUUUUUUCUCCCCAAUUGGAUUUGGCCAAUGGCCGUCCUAGUUGCUGCUCCACCUCCUCUGCCGAUCCGGGGAGGGCUGCAGACUACCACAUGUUUCCUCCGACACAUGUGGAGUCGCGAGCCGCUUCUUUUCACCUGACAGUGAGGAGUUUCACCAGGGGAACGUACCACGUUGGAGCCUUAUGCUAUUUCCCCCAGUUCCCCCUGGCCCCGACCAACCAAAGGGGGCGCUAGUGCAGCGACCAGGACGCAUACCUACAUCCAGCUUCCCACCCGCAGACACGGCCAAUUGUGUCUGUGGGGACGCCCCACCAAGCCGGAGGUAACACGGGGAUUCGAACAGGCGAUCCCUGUGUUGCUAGGCAACGGAAUAGACUGCUACGCUACCCGGACGCCCUGGCUGUUGUAUAUUAAAGUUCUGUACAACGUCAGCUGUGUUUGAGGGUAAAACACCCACGUGUGAUGUUGGUUUUGUUUACUUAUUUAGAUUUUAAAGCUGUAAUGUUUGCCGGCGGUGCUCACUAUAGGGAGACCGUACCGUGGAUGUGAAGUUGCACUGAGAUAAUGUUGGGCCGGUGUGUGAAUUGAGGAAAAUCUGACGUUUCUGUGAGCAUGAGGGGGGCCGUGACGUCUGCCAAAAAUAGUUUUGCAACAAAGAGUCGCUUAUUGUAAGUGAACAGACGAGGCUUAUUUGUGAGCGCAGCGUUAAGAAGAGGCCGCUGACAACUUUCAGUUUGUCUUCUGUUGCAUCCUUCUCUGAUGACUUUUUAUUUUUUUGUCCCCAAGUGGAUCACCUGUCUGUCUUCAGAAGCCCAGAAAUCUGUACGUCGUCUUUACAGUGUCGCCUGUGUUGUGCUUAUGAGACUCGUUCCUGUUGAAGUUUUAUCACUUGGCGAUUGUGCAAUGCCGCUAUUAAUAAAUUAAUAUUAA
Messenger RNA from Lampris incognitus (smalleye Pacific opah), 1702 nucleotides. RefSeq names its product biogenesis of lysosomal organelles complex-1, subunit 1 (gene bloc1s1). The transcript is spliced from 4 exons. Lineage: Eukaryota; Metazoa; Chordata; Actinopteri; Lampriformes; Lampridae. The coding region runs from base 186 to 560 and encodes 124 amino acids. Gene Ontology annotation, cellular component: BLOC-1 complex. Gene Ontology annotation, biological process: endosomal transport. The record is from RefSeq and is a predicted model, not a curated record.